AUGGCUGCGACUGCGAAAGGGAAAUGGUUUGAUCGAAUCGUCCUAAUCAUCUUUGAAAAUACGAAUUAUACUGAUGCUAUCGCAAAUUCAUAUUUAAAGGAAAUAACGACACGGCCAAACGGCGUACUCCUGUCGGAAUAUUAUGCCGUGGAGCAUCCUUCUGAGCCAAAUUACAUUGCACAAAUUGCCGGUUCAACUUACGGAAUUUUGGAUGAUGAGAAUUACGAUAUCGACGACGAAACGUUAGUAGACCUUCUUGAAAAGAAGGGGGUUUCGUGGAAAUGUUACAUGGAAGACUAUCGUAAACUUUAUGCAAGGAAACAUAAUCCAUUUUUUUCGUUUACUCCGAUUACUAAAAAUGCUACCCGUUGCGCCAAAGUCGUAAAUGCUAACCGGCUUGAUGAUGAUAUUAAGAAUAAUCAAGUUCCACAACUAGUUUAUUACGUCCCAAAUCAAAAUAAUAACGCCCAUGACACUAAUAUCUCAUACGCGUCGGCAUGGUUUAAAAAUUGGCUUGAACCUAAACUCAAAAUGACUUCGUUUACCCAUAAGACUCUAUUUUUCACCGUGUUUGAUGAAUCAGCAAAUGAUAAUGACACAGUUAAUCAUAUUUAUGCAUCUCUCCUCGGUGAUCCUGUCACUAAAGACAAUUAUCACAAUGACACAACACAUUAUACCCAUUACUCAUUUUUGAGGACUGUCGAGGACAAUUGGGAUCUUGGAUCAUUGAAUCGAAACGAUUCAUCAGCGACCCCUUUUUCCUUGUAUUUGAAUGAACAGCAUUAA
Racocetra fulgida is the source of this 786-nucleotide messenger RNA. The record is from the annotation of a GenBank genome assembly. Lineage: Eukaryota; Fungi; Glomeromycota; Glomeromycetes; Diversisporales; Gigasporaceae.